AUGUCUUCUCUACACAAUAACAACAAUAGCUCCUCUUUGGAUCAAAAGUACUCGGGUGAUGAUAUAAUGAUUGAAAAUGUCUCCCAAGUUCAAGAAUUGUACACGCCUAUUCAACCGCCCAGCACUAGGUGGGCUCGUAUAAAGCAUAAAGUGACAACCAGGGAUGGCUGGAUCGGUGAUUAUGACUACCGUGCUCUCUGCAUGCCUCAUAUCCCUUUCUUCCAUCGCAAAGCAAACAGCUCUCCGUUUUAUGGUCCAGAUGAUGAAAUCCCAAUUCUGGUCACCAUUUUGAUGGGUCUCCAACAUUUCCUUGCUGUCAUUGGCGGCAUCAUCUCUCCUACCAUUAUGAUCUCUGGUGCAGGUAGCACCUUUCUCAACUUGGAUCAAGAUAUGCGUCAAUACAUGGUGUCUAGCUCUCUUAUUGUCUCGGGUUUGAUGAGUUUGGUACAGAUUGUGCGUAUUCCCAUCUACAAAACCCGUUACUUCAUUGGCGCUGGUUUACUCCAGAUCACUGGUGUAGCCUUUUCAAACAUGCCUGCUGCUCAGGCCAUCAUCGGAAACAUGUAUAAAAGCGGGGCUUGCCCAUCUGAAGUGCUGGAAGACGGCACCACCAACUACUUGCCUUGUCCCAAAGCCUUUGGUGCUGUUCUUGGCACUCAAAUGGUCUGCGCAUUAUUAUCCAUCUUUAUCAGUUUCUUACCUCCUCGUGUCAUUCGCAAACUCUUCCCCAAGAUCGUCAUGGGCAUUGUAUUGACGGUCAUCGGUACCUCCUUGUUGGCUUCCGGCAUGAAGAAUUGGGGUGGCGGUGCUGGCCCUUGUAUGAGUCGUCCUGCUACUGGCAUGUUUGUCAAUUGUCCCACUAUCAAUGCUCCCAAUGCUCAACCCUGGGGUGGCCCCGUCAAUUUUGCUCUCGGUGCCUCUGUGUUCUUUACCAUCAUUCUCAUUGAACUUGUUGGUUCUGUCUUCCUCAAGAACAUUUCAGUUGUCAUUGGCCUCUUGAUUGGCUGCAUCAUUGCUGCUGGUGUUGGCAUGUUUGAUAAAUCGGGUAUUGCUGCUGCUCCUGUUGGAACCUUUUUGUGGGUCAAGCACUUUGACUUUUCUGUUUAUGGUCCUGGCAUCAUUCCCUUCUUGUUUGUUCAGUUGGACAUGAUCAUUGAAUGUCUUGGUGAUUUGACUGCUGCAAGCGACGUGUCUGGUCUGCCCAUUGAGGGCAAGACAUUCGAAGAGAGAUGUCAAGGUGGCCUCUUGGCUGAUGGUCUUUCUGGCGUCUUCUCUGGCUUAGCCAACAGUAUGGGUGUGGUCACCUUCAGUCAGAAUAACGGCAUCAUUGCUGUUACCCGUUGUGCUAAUCGUCGUGCUGGCAUUGUCUGUGCUGCCAUCUUGAUCAUCUGUGGUAUCUUUAGCAAGAUCUCUGCUGCCUUCCUGGCUAUCCCUGCUCCAUUGAUUGGUGGCAUGACAGUCUACUUGUUUGCUUCCGUCGCUACUUCUGGUAUUCGUAUUCUCGGUUACCUUGACUGGACUCGCCGUGAUCGUGUCAUUGUUGCCUCCUCAUUGGCACUUGCUUUGGGUGUGUCUCUUGUCCCUACCUGGUUUGAUCAUGUCUUGCCUACCUUUGAAAACGAGGCACUCCAGGGCUUGAUGGAGGCUGUGGAUACUGUUGUGAGCACUGGCUACAUCAUUGCAGGUAUCAUGUCCAUCUUCCUCAACCUGGUCCUACCUUAUGAUAACGCAGAACAAGAAAAUGCUCUUGCUAAAGCCAAAAGAAUCGGCGGUGCUCAACGAGUUUUCAUGGCUGAAGGCGAUGAUGAAGAAAGCCGCGAAAGCAAGAAAGAACAGUUUCCUUAUAAAGACGAAGAGUCUUCCACUAUUUAA
This is a messenger RNA of Mucor velutinosus, 1872 nucleotides long. RefSeq names its product E3 ubiquitin-protein ligase tom1. Gene Ontology annotation, biological process: xanthine transport; transmembrane transport. The coding region runs from base 1 to 1872 and encodes 623 amino acids. NCBI's taxonomy places the organism in Eukaryota, Fungi, Mucoromycota, Mucoromycetes, Mucorales, Mucoraceae. Gene Ontology annotation, cellular component: plasma membrane. The record is from RefSeq and is a predicted model, not a curated record. The transcript has 3 exons. Gene Ontology annotation, molecular function: xanthine transmembrane transporter activity.